CGCAGGUGGGCCAGGGCCCCCGGAGCAGCUUCUCGGGGCGCUUCGCUCCUGGUUCUUUCUCUUAUCCCUCCCUUCUCCGGAAGGGUUUUUCAAGGAGUGGGGAAAGGAAACGAAAACCCCCAAAGUGGAAACCAGUUAAUGACCAGCCACAGCGUCCCUGCUGUGAGCUCCGGCCACUGCCUCCACGGGCGCCCAGCCACGCUCAGGUUGCCGUGGUGCCAGCCGAGGUAACAUGGCUUGCUGGCCUCAGUUGAGGUUGCUGCUGUGGAAGAACCUCACUUUCAGAAGAAGACAAACAUGUCAGUUGUUGCUGGAAGUGGCCUGGCCUCUGUUUAUCUUCCUGAUCCUGAUCUCCGUGCGGCUGAGCUACCCACCCUAUGAACAACAUGAAUGCCACUUUCCAAACAAAGCUAUGCCCUCUGCAGGGACGCUUCCCUGGGUCCAGGGGAUCAUCUGCAACGCCAAUAACCCGUGUUUCCGUUACCCGACUCCUGGUGAGGCUCCUGGGGUUGUUGGAAACUUUAACAAAUCCAUUGUGUCUCGCCUCUUCUCAGAUGCUCAGCGGCUCCUUUUAUAUAGCCAGAGAGACACCAGCAUGAAGGACAUACACAAGGUUCUGAGGACGUUACAGAUGAUCGAGGCUAACAGCUCAAAUUUGACACUCCGGGAUUUCCUGGUGGACAAUGAAACCUUCUCUGGAUUCCUGCAUCACAACCUCUCUCUGCCAAGGCCCGCUGUGGACAGAAUGCUGGGGGCCAGUGUCAGCCUUCGCAAGGUAUUUUUGCACGGCUACCAGUUACGUUUGACUAAUCUGUGUAGUGGAUCCAAGUUAGGAAAGGUGAUCCAACUCGGUGACCAAGAAGUUUCCAGGCUCUGCAGCCUGCCAGGGGAGAAACUGGAUGCUGCAGAGCAAGUGUUUCUCUCCAACAUGGACAUUCUGAAGCCGAUCCUGACAGAACUAGACUCUCUAUCUCCUUUCCUGACCAGGGAGCUGGCUGAAGGCACAAAAACAUUGCUGGACAGUCUCGGGACUCUGGCCCAAGAGCUGUUCAGCAUGAGGAGCUGGAGUGACAUGCGGCAGGAGGUGAUGUUUCUGACCAACGUGAACAGCUCCAUCUCCUCCACCCAGAUAUACCAGGCUGUCUCCCGCAUCGUCUGUGGCCACCCCGAGGGUGGGGGCCUGAAGAUCAAGUCCCUCAACUGGUAUGAGGACAACAACUACAAAGCCCUCUUUGGAGGCAAUGGCACCGAGGAGGAUGCUGGCAUCUUCUAUGACAAUUCUACAAGUCCUUAUUGCAAUGAUUUGAUGAAGAGUUUGGAGUCCAGUCCUCUCUCCCGCAUCAUAUGGAAAGCUCUCAAGCCCUUGCUUGUUGGGAAGAUCCUAUAUACGCCCGACACUCCAGCCACGAGGCAGGUCAUGGCUGAGGUGAAUAAGACCUUCCAGGAACUGGCUGUGUUCAAUGAUAUAAAAGGCAUGUGGGACGAGCUCAGCCCCAAGAUCUGGACCUACAUGGAGAGCAGCCCAGAAAUGGACCUUGUCCGGACGCUCUUGAACAGCAGAGGCAAUGACCACUUCUGGAAACAGCGCCUGGCCGGCUUGGAUUGGACAGCAGAAGAUAUCGUGGCCUUUCUGGCCAAACACCCAGAGGACGUGGAGUCAGAGAAUGGCUCUGUGUACACCUGGAGAGAGGCUUUCAAUGAGACCAACCGGGCGGUCCAGACCAUCUCUCGCUUCAUGGAGUGUGUCAACCUGAACAAGCUGGAACCCGUCGCGACAGAAGUUGGGCUCAUCAACAAGUCCAUGGAGCUGCUGGAUGAGAGGAAGUUCUGGGCUGGCAUCGUGUUCACCGGAAUUACCCCCGACAGCGCCGAGCUGCCCCAUCACGUCAAGUACAAGAUCCGAAUGGACAUCGACAACGUGGAGAGGACAAAUAAGAUCAAAGAUGGGUACUGGGACCCUGGUCCUCGGGCUGACCCCUUUGAGGACAUGCGGUACGUCUGGGGGGGCUUCGCCUACCUGCAGGACGUGGUGGAGCAGGCAAUCAUCCGGGUGCAGACAGGCAUUGAGAAGAAAACAGGCGUCUACGUGCAGCAAAUGCCCUAUCCCUGUUACGUCGAUGACAUCUUCCUGCGGGUGAUGAGCCGGUCAAUGCCCCUCUUCAUGACGCUGGCCUGGAUUUACUCCGUGGCCGUGAUCAUCAAGGGCAUCGUGUAUGAGAAGGAGGCGCGGCUGAAGGAGACCAUGCGCAUCAUGGGCCUGGACAAUGGCAUCCUCUGGUUCAGCUGGUUCAUCAGCAGCCUCAUCCCUCUGCUCGUGAGCGCCGGCCUGCUGGUGGUCAUCCUCAAACUGGGAAACCUGCUGCCCUACAGCGACCCCAGCGUGGUGUUUAUCUUCCUGUCCGUGUUCGCCGUGGUGACCAUCCUGCAGUGCUUCCUGAUCAGCACGCUGUUCUCCAGAGCCAACCUGGCGGCGGCCUGUGGAGGCAUCAUCUACUUCAUGCUGUACCUGCCCUACGUCCUGUGUGUGGCCUGGCAAGACUACGUGGGCUUCUCGCUCAAGAUCUUCGCGAGCCUGCUGUCCCCUGUGGCUUUUGGGUUUGGCUGUGAGUACUUUGCCCUGUUCGAGGAGCAGGGCAUUGGGGUGCAGUGGGACAACCUCUUUGAGAGCCCCGUGGAUGAAGAUGGCUUCAACCUCACCACCUCGGUCUCUAUGAUGCUGUUUGACACCUUCAUCUAUGGGGUGAUGACAUGGUACAUCGAGGCUGUCUUCCCAGGCCAGUAUGGAAUUCCCAGGCCCUGGUAUUUUCCUUGCACCAAGUCCUACUGGUUAGGUGAGGAAAGUGAUGAGAAGAGCCAUCCUGGUUCCAGCCAGAAGGGAGUCUCUGAAAUCUGCAUGGAGGAGGAACCCACCCACCUGAAACUGGGUGUGUCCAUUCAGAACCUGAUGAAGGUUUACCGAAAUGGCAUGAAGGUGGCCGUCGAUGGCCUGACCCUGAAUUUCUAUGAGGGCCAGAUCACUUCAUUCCUGGGCCACAAUGGAGCUGGGAAGACCACCACCAUGUCGAUCCUGACUGGGCUGUUCCCUCCCACCUCGGGCACCGCCUACAUCCUGGGGAAGGACAUUCGCUCUGAGAUGAAUACCAUCCGGCAGAACCUGGGGGUCUGCCCCCAGCACAAUGUGCUGUUUGACAUGCUGACUGUCGAAGAGCACAUCUGGUUCUAUGCCCGCCUGAAAGGGCUCUCAGAGAAGUUUGUGAAAGCGGACAUGGAGCAGAUGGCCCUGGAUGUCGGUUUACCGCCCAGCAAACUGAAAAGCAAAACGAAUCAGCUGUCAGGUGGAAUGCAGAGAAAGCUGUCCGUGGCCUUGGCCUUUGUUGGGGGAUCCAAGGUGGUUAUUCUGGACGAGCCCACGGCCGGCGUGGACCCUUACUCCCGCCGGGGAAUAUGGGAGCUCCUGCUGAAAUACCGACAAGGCCGCACCAUCAUUCUCUCCACACACCACAUGGAUGAGGCGGACAUCCUGGGCGACAGGAUCGCCAUCAUCUCCCACGGGAAGCUCUGCUGCGUGGGCUCCUCCCUGUUUCUGAAGAACCAGAUGGGAACAGGCUACUACCUGACCCUGGUCAAGAAGGACGUGGAAUCCUCCCUCAGUUCCUGCAGAAACAGCAGCAGCACUGUGUCAUACCUGAAGAAGGAGGACAGUGUUUCUCAGAGCAGUUCUGAUGCUGGCCUGGGCAGCGACCAUGAAAGUGACACGCUGACCAUCGAUGUCUCUGCCAUCUCCAACCUCAUCCGGAAGCACGUGGCUGCGGCCCGGCUGGUGGAGGACAUCGGGCACGAGCUGACCUAUGUGCUGCCCUAUGAAGCUGCCAAAGAGGGGGCCUUCGUGGAACUGUUCCACGAGAUUGACGACCGGCUCUCAGACCUGGGCAUCUCCAGCUACGGCAUCUCAGAGACCACCCUGGAAGAAAUAUUUCUCAAAGUGGCUGAAGAGAGUGGAGUGGAUGCCGAGACCUCAGAUGGCACUCUGCCGGCAAGGCGAAACCGACGCGCCUUCGGGGACAGGCAGAGCUGCCUUCGUCCGUUCACUGAAGACGAUGCUGUUGAUCCAAACGAUUCCGACAUAGACCCAGAAUCCAGAGAAACGGACCUGCUCAGCGGGAUGGAUGGCAAAGGCUCCUACCAGGUGAAGGGCUGGAAGCUCACACAGCAACAGUUUGUGGCCCUUUUGUGGAAGAGGCUGCUGAUUGCCAGACGGAGUCGGAAGGGAUUCUUUGCUCAGAUUGUCCUGCCAGCUGUGUUCGUCUGCAUUGCCCUGGUGUUCAGCUUGAUUGUGCCACCCUUUGGCAAAUACCCCAGCCUGGAACUUCAGCCCUGGAUGUACAAUGAACAGUACACAUUUGUCAGUAAUGACGCUCCUGAGGACACAGGCACCCAGGAACUCUUGAAUGCCCUCACCAGAGAACCCGGCUUCGGGACCCGAUGUAUGGAAGGAAACCCAAUCCCAGACAUGCCCUGCUUGGAGGGGGAGGAGGAGUGGACCACGGCCCCCGUCCCCCAGACCAUCAUGGACCUCUUCCAGAAUGGGAACUGGACGAUGGAGAACCCCUCGCCCACCUGCCAGUGCAGCAGCGACACAAUCAAGAAGAUGUUGCCCGUGUGUCCCCUGGGGGCAGGGGGGCUGCCUCCUCCACAGAGAAAGCAGAACACCGAGGACAUCCUUCAGAACCUGACGGGAAGAAACAUUUCGGAUUACCUGGUGAAGACAUAUGUGCAGAUCAUCGCCAAAAGCUUAAAGAACAAGAUCUGGGUGAAUGAGUUUCGGUAUGGCGGCUUUUCCCUGGGCGCCAGCAAUUCUCACUCGCUUCCUCCAAGUCAAGAAGUUAACGAUGCCAUCAGACAAAUAAAGAAACACUUGAACCUGGCCAAGGACAGCUCUUCAGAACGAUUUCUCAGCAGCUUGGGAAGGUUCAUGACAGGACUGGACACAAAAAACAACGUCAAGGUGUGGUUCAAUAACAAAGGGUGGCAUGCCAUCAGCUCCUUCCUGAAUGUCAUCAACAACGCCAUUCUGCGGGCCAACCUGCAGAAGGGUGCGAACCCCAGCCAGUAUGGGAUCACUGCUUUCAACCACCCCCUGAAUCUCACCAAGCAGCAGCUCUCAGAAGUGGCCCUGAUGACCACAUCAGUGGAUGUCCUCGUGUCCAUCUGUGUUAUCUUUGCAAUGUCCUUCGUCCCGGCCAGCUUUGUCGUGUUCCUGAUCCAGGAGCGGGUCAGCAAGGCAAAGCACCUGCAGUUCAUCAGCGGAGUGAAGCCCGUCAUCUACUGGCUCUCCAACUUCGUCUGGGAUAUGUGCAACUAUGUGGUCCCCGCGACGCUGGUCAUUGUCAUCUUCAUCUGCUUCCAGCAGAAGUCCUACGUGUCCUCCACCAACCUGCCUGUGCUCGCCCUCCUGCUUCUGCUCUACGGGUGGUCGAUCACGCCUCUCAUGUACCCGGCCUCCUUCGUGUUCAAGAUCCCCAGCACGGCCUACGUGGUCCUCACCAGCGUGAACCUCUUCAUCGGCAUCAACGGCAGCGUGGCCACGUUCGUGCUGGAGCUGUUCACGGACAACAAGCUGAAUAACAUCAAUGAUAUCCUGAAGUCCGUGUUCUUGAUCUUCCCACACUUUUGCCUGGGACGGGGGCUCAUUGACAUGGUGAAAAACCAGGCGAUGGCUGACGCCUUGGAAAGGUUUGGGGAGAACCGCUUUGUCUCGCCGCUCUCCUGGGACCUGGUGGGACGCAACCUGUUCGCCAUGGCUGUGGAGGGGGUGGUGUUCUUCCUCAUCACUGUCCUGAUCCAGUACAGAUUCUUCAUCCGGCCCAGACCUGUAAAUACAAAGCUCCCUCCUCUGAAUGAUGAAGACGAAGAUGUCAGGCGGGAAAGACAGAGAAUUUGUGAUGGUGGAGGGCAGAAUGACAUCUUGGAAAUCAAGGAGCUGACUAAGGUGUAUAGAAGGAAGAGGAAGCCUGCUGUGGACAGGAUUUGUGUUGGCAUCCCUCCUGGCGAGUGCUUUGGGCUCCUGGGAGUUAAUGGGGCUGGGAAGUCGUCAACUUUCAAGAUGUUAACUGGAGAUACCACUGUUACCAGAGGAGAUGCCUGCCUUAACAAAAAUAGUAUCUUAUCAAACAUCCAUGAAGUACAUCAAAACAUGGGCUAUUGCCCUCAGUUUGAUGCCAUCACGGAGCUGAUGACGGGAAGGGAACACGUGGAGUUCUUUGCCCUCUUGAGAGGAGUCCCAGAGAAAGAAGUUGGCAAGGUUGGUGAGUGGGCCAUUCGGAAGCUGGGCCUCGUGAAGUACGGAGAAAAAUACGCUGGUAACUAUAGUGGCGGCAACAAGCGCAAGCUUUCCACGGCCAUGGCUCUGAUCGGCGGGCCUCCUGUGGUGUUCCUGGAUGAACCGACCACAGGCAUGGAUCCCAAGGCCCGGCGCUUCCUGUGGAACUGCGCCCUGAGUGUUGUCAAGGAGGGGAGAUCAGUAGUGCUGACAUCUCACAGCAUGGAAGAAUGUGAAGCCCUUUGCACUAGGAUGGCAAUUAUGGUCAACGGGAAGUUCAGGUGUCUUGGUAGCGUCCAACAUCUGAAAAAUAGGUUUGGAGACGGUUACACAAUAGUUGUGCGCAUAGCGGGGUCCAACCCGGACCUGAAGCCCGUCCAGGACUUCUUUGGACUCGCCUUCCCGGGCAGCGUCCUGAAGGAGAAGCACCGCAACAUGCUACAGUACCAGCUGCCUUCGUCGUUGUCCUCCCUGGCCAGGAUCUUCAGCAUCCUUUCCCAGAGCAAAAAGCGACUCCACAUCGAGGACUACUCCGUGUCUCAGACGACACUUGACCAAGUAUUUGUAAACUUUGCCAAGGACCAAAGCGACGACGACCCCUUAAAGGACCUGUCGUUACACAAAAACCAGACAGUAGUGAACGUUUCGGUCCUCACGUCCUUCCUGCAGGAUGAGAAAGUGAAAGAAAGUUGCGUGUGAAGAGCCCUGUUCCUGCAGGGUGCCUGCAAGAAAGGAGGGACUUGCCCUUCCUCUGCCCCGCGUGGGGAGCCCGCAGGGAGGAGCUGGACGGUUCUGCGGGGAGCAGUAAACUGGAUACUGUACUGAUACUCUUCAAUGCAAUGCAAUUCAAUGCAAUCAAAACGAAAUUCCACGACAGGGGCAGUGCCUUUGUAGCCGAUGUCUCGUAGGGCUCUCGAGUGAAAAAAGACUUGAAUUCAGUGUACUACCUUAUGCGUGUGUGAAACUCUAGUAUGGAACCCAGAGGACAUAGGGGCUUGAAACCAUACUUGUUUUUCUUUUUGUUCUCACUGGGGCUGCAACAGUAAUUCGUCAAGUAAUCCUGGCCAGUGAUGAUUUGCCCACAUCGAAAGGCAUGCAUGCUCGCCCCACUCACUGCGCCGUGCCAUGCCCAAGGACUGGUUUCCUGGUGCCACCUCCACUGAUGGCAGCGAGUGCACCGGAAUAAGUGGUGCUCAGAAAGCCCGAAGCACCACGGUGCGUCACGCACACUUUUGUGAAAGUUCUUCUACUCGGAGUCUAUCGACAUCAAAUAUCAGGAGACAAAAACGGUGCCAUGUGUCGGAGUGGGGGGAAAGCCCUGCUUGGAUUCCCUCCCGAUGAGCUGCUCUGGUUGAUGGUAACAUGCAAAUUGUGGGUGGCUGUAGACAAGUGAGACUUGGUUUCAUUGUUACAUUGUCCCUCGCUUGGAGCCAAGGGUCUCCAGGGCCAUCUUGCUGGGACUCUUUACAUGUACUUAGGUCCUGGGAGGGAGCAAAGAGCCAGCAGCCAGUUCGUUGGGGCUGUGAGCUGCUGGGGCCGGGGCGCGGGCU
Molecule: messenger RNA, 7869 nt
Organism: Miniopterus natalensis
Lineage: Eukaryota; Metazoa; Chordata; Mammalia; Chiroptera; Miniopteridae
Gene: ABCA1
Product: ATP binding cassette subfamily A member 1
Biological process (GO): transmembrane transport; lipid transport
Cellular component (GO): membrane; intracellular membrane-bounded organelle
Molecular function (GO): ATP hydrolysis activity; ABC-type transporter activity; lipid carrier activity
Source: RefSeq, a predicted model, not a curated record